Molecule: messenger RNA, 3620 nt
Organism: Ixodes scapularis (black-legged tick)
Lineage: Eukaryota; Metazoa; Arthropoda; Arachnida; Ixodida; Ixodidae
Exons: 16
Coding region: 100-3531 (1143 amino acids)
Molecular function (GO): protein binding
Source: RefSeq, a predicted model, not a curated record
GGCGCAGUCUGUCUGUGCGAAGCCAUCAAUGCGCAACGCAAGUGAUUGGAUCAAGUCCUCUCUGAAUCUGCGACAGAAACUGUUGUGGGCUUGUCGACGAUGGUCAAGCGCAAAGAUAGAACCGGUCGCAGGCAAAUCUUGCAACUCAAGGAGGAACAGAGUCGUCCGUACUCACAACUGACGAAGAGCGUCAGUCAGGGUCUGUCUUCUCUGGUCACGAGCUACGACGACAGCGACGAGUCGGACUCUGAAGAGGCAAAGCGGAAAAAGCCGGCGGAGUCUGGCAAUGGUUUGGUGGCAAAGGAUGCAAUCGACGAACAGCUGGCUGACUUCUUGAAGGAGAUUGACGCCAUCUCGUCGGUUUCUCAAGCCGAGAAGGAAAAUGCAGACGACGGCCAGGCCGGCGGCUCCGGCUUCGGCUUGGCGACCGACCCAGUGCCGCCACCGCCCGAACCCGUGGUGGAAUCCGAGCACCGGGAACUCAACGACAAAGGGACCACAGCGCCAAAGCUGUCCGCGGCCGAGCUGACCGCAGCUGAGCCGACUGCGUCCGAGCCGACGUGCGUGUGGAUCGAGUGCAUGGACGACGCGACGGGCUACAUCUACUACUGGAACCAGGAGACCAACGAGGUUACCUGGGAACGCCCGCCCGAGUACGAGGCCUACCUGGCGCUCUUUGCCCAGUACCAGGAGGAUCCCGCUGCGCCAAACGGGGAUGGCGGUGGUGUCGGCGGCGGCACCGGCGUCGGCUCACUCGGCACCCACGAGGGCGUCGUCACCGCGGCAGCGGACAGUUUUGAGGCACCGGAGGCCCAUCGGGUGGCUCGCGACGAGGCUCCUUCAAAGAAGCGCAAGCUGGAGCCACAGAUUGGGAAGAUCAUACCAAUCACGUCUUACGGAUCUUCUGACGGUAGUUCUUCGGAAGAAAGCGAUGGCGGAGCAUCAGCAUCUUUGAUGAAAACUAGUCGCUUAUCCAAGAGACAGAAGGGCUUAUCAUCCGUCAAGGCUGCUAAACUUCGACGGUCGUCACACAGUCCAGAGGCUCUGAUUGGCCCUCAGCUACCUGAGACAUUGAUUGGCCCACAACUUCCUGAAGUAAUAAUUGGCCCUCAGCUUCCCAAAGCCACAAUUGGCUCUCAACUCCCUGAAACAAUGAUUGGCCCUCAACUCCCUGAAACAAUGAUUGGCCCUCAACUCCCUGAAACAAUGAUUGGCCCUCAGCUUCCUGAAGUAACAAUUGGCCCUAACCUCCCCGAAACAAUUAUUAGCCCUCAACUUCCUAGGGUAAUGAUUGGGCUGCAACUGCCAGAAGCAAUGAUUGGCCCUCAGCUCCCACAAACGGCGACAGAUUAUCAACUACCAGAUGCUGUGAUUGACCCUCAGCUUCCCGAAGCAACGAUCGGUCCCCAACUACCGGAGGUUAUGAUUGGCCCCCAGCUUCCCGAAGUCAUGAUUGGUCCCCAACUCCCAGAUGAAGAGAUUGGUCCACUGCCUUUGGGGGAGACAAUAGCCCCUCGACUUCCAGAGACGGUGGUCGGCCCGCAGUUGCCUUCUGGGGAUGGUGCCAUUCCGGAUCCUCUCGCUCCGCAGUCCCCAGUGCCACUCGAACCCGGAACUGAUGACUCAGUUUUCUUACCUUCACAACUAGACGAGGCGGAAUUGGAAGCGGCUUCUGUUUCAUGCUGUGCUGAACCAAGCGGCGAUUCGGCGCCAAGUUCUCAACUUCCAUAUUCGUCGAAUUGUGCCAAUGAGUCGGCCGCCCAAUCGCCCGACCGUUCGACAUCUGCCCUCGCCGCGCUCGUCGAUUACCCCGGAUCGCCGGCACUCGAGGAGGGAGAGAUUGUUGACGAUGAAGACGAGGACGUGUGUGCCGACGGGAAACUGGUGCCGGUGACGUACCCCGUGAUGGUUGGUGCCAGGUUUCAGUUUGGUGCCGCUGAAGAGACUGCCCGCGUUGAGAGCGGCCCCGUGACUGCAGACUCCACACUUGAUUCCGCGACGGGGCGUGACGAAAGAAAUCCGGUGUCGGCACGGACUUCGAAAACCUCUCGUAAAAGUGUCAAGGAUGCCGAGGACACCUCGCGGCACCUGGUGUCAUACGGUGAUUCCGAGAGCAGCGAUGGAGACGACGAUCUGUCCGGAGGUCGGGACUCCAUCGCAGCGCCGGCCGCAGCCCCGAAGAACGAGUCCUGCGACGAAGUCGCGCGACCAAGAAAAGGUCUCGAGCCCGCAACGAGACGGAGGCGAGGGACAAAAAGGGCCACCUUCACGAAGAUCGCCUUUGUCCGGUCCGAUGAGGUGCUCGUGCUGAGUGAGUGCGGGAAAUCCGCAAGCGCCGGCACCUCCGAAGACGGCCGGCGGACCGAGAGUUCGGCCGAGAGCGAGGAAGUGGAUGACUUCGACGACGUCGAGCGGGCGCUCGACAGAGCCCUGAUGGAAUCGAGGAAGAAAGAAGCGGCCAAGACAGAGGGGAAGGGGGAAGUUGUGUCCAGGAAUGCCGACGAGCGAGACGACGCAGACGUAAGCACCACCAGACCCCAACCACCCGACGGCAAGGGCCUGGUUGAAGAGGUCGACGACUUACCAACGAGCUCGGACACGUCUCGCCCCGUAGCAACCACAAAGAUUGCAGAGGAGAUCAGCAAGGAGGAAAAGAAGUCAGUCGAGCCCAGUGUCACUGUUGGACCAUCCGGUGCACCGGGUGCUCCUAGUGUUGCCCAAGCGGUGGACAUAGAGCGUGCCCACGGCCUGCUGAUGGACCAGCUGGGCCUGCUGCACGAGGGCCCGGACCAGCGCAGCUCCCUCAUGGACCUGCUCGUGCAGACACGGACCCGCAUGGAGGACUGGCGGGCGGGCGCCCUGGACCCCGACUACCUGCUGCUGAAGCUGCACGAGACGCGCCUGGCCGUCGCGCGGCUCCAGAAGGCAGCCGUCUCGGAGCCCCCUCUCCCCAGGGGCUGGCAGAGGCACUGGGACAGCGGCCACGGGAGAUACUUCUACACACAGUUGCGGACCGGGCGAUCCCAGUGGGAGUUCCCAACAGUCGCCGCUGCCGCCGCCACCGCCGCUACCGCCACCGCUCCGACGGUUGAAAACGGCAGCAACGGCGUUGAGGCAACGGAUGUCGAUCCAGCGUCCUCGGCGGAGCGGAUCGUGUUAUCCGUGGAGCCCGAGCCCGAGCGACCGCCACCCGCCGAUACCGGCGAGCAAAGGACACCGGAACGAGUCGAGGGGCUCGAAAGUGCCCGGAGCGGCGGAGAGGCCGUCGAAAAGUGUUCUGCGCCUGUGUGGAACCCUUCUGCCCAUGCCCAAGUGGUGGCAGAGCCCGUGUUGUGCGUUCCGUCGGAGGAACAUUGGAGUGCCGGUCCCAGCGUUCCAGCGGAGCGAGAAGACGUGCCGCCCGCUCAGCCGUCUCCGGCGGUCCUAAAGAAAAAGAAGACAAAGGUGUCUGCUGGCCUGGCCCUGCGAAAGAAGAACAUCCCUUCACUCCUGGAGAAGUGGGAGAAGAUAAAGGAAGAGCAGCAGCUCUGAGGUCAGGCGUACAUGUGGCAACUUCCACUCGUCCGUGCUAUAGUUUCCGAGCGCCUCGAGUGGAAGAUACAGAUCGUGUUGGUUGUACA